GACGGAUGCAGGAAGGAGGAAGCAGGGGCGAAGUUGUCGUGUGGCUGCUUCCUGGUACAAAUGGCGAGCGCCAUGAAAACAGGGUUAUUGACAUGGGACUUGACAAAAGUGCUAUUCUUAUUCAUUUGUAUUAACUUUGCACGCCCGUUAAAUGCAGUGUCAGAGCCGGGGAAAUGGACCUUGACCGCCAAUAGUGAAACUACAAAGAAGCAGAGCUUUUUCCUCUUCACCAAGACUAUGUUUAACAAUACCAGCAUUCAGCUGAAAUGGUUGACGGAACACUGUGACCCUCCUGUUAAACUCAACAUCUCCUGGUACCUAAGGAGCUCCCGCUGCUUCGACGAGGUGUUCGGUCUCGACCCUCUGAAGGCAGGGAGCUACUUCAGGACGACAGAUGUGAAACAGGAAGGAGGAAGUGGGUUCUAUGUGUUCCACCAGUACCCUGUCAUUGAGUGCAAACAGACCAUGACCCACAUUGAGCUCUCUCUCAACAAAUUUGAGGAGCCGACUAGGCUUACUGAGCCAGUUCAUGAACAGCCUGUCACUGACAAGGACCAAGCGAUGAGGAAAAGGAGCAAUGAGGAUCCAAAGGAGGCACUUGCUGAGAAAAAUGCCCCCGUCAAAGCAGAGGCAACUGUGGCCACAGGGAAAGCCCCAGCCCCCGCUGCAAAGAAAGAAGUGCCGUUUGCAUCCCAGCACUUUGAUGCAGUGGCCCAGACCUGGGAUGAUGGCCCUUACAUGUUCAUCGUCCACAUCCAAGAGAUCAAGAAGAGCAGCGCUGCCACUGACUCUGUCCCAACACAGAACUGCAACAUCCAACUGCAAGUCAGUAUGAAAGGACCCCAUGACUACAUCUCAGCUUCGGAAUGGCCUCUUAUGAUCUUCUACAUGGUGAUGUGUGUCAUCUAUGUGUUGCUGGGCCUUCUGUGGUUGGGCCUGUCAGCCUGCUACUGGAGAGAGCUGCUCAGGAUUCAGUUCUGGAUCGGCGGGGUCAUCUUCCUGGGCAUGCUGGAGAAGGCCGUGUACUACGCCGAGUUCCAGAGCAUCCGCUACGACGGCCUCUCAGUCCAGGGGGCAGUAGUGUUUGCGGAGGUCCUAUCAGCAGUGAAGAGGACCCUGGCCCGUGUGCUCGUCAUCAUCGCCAGUCUUGGUUAUGGAAUUGUCAAGCCAAGGCUUGGUGCAUUGUUACACAGGGUGGUUGGGGUGGGACUGCUCUACCUUAUAUUCUCUGUUGUCGAGGGAAUCCUGAGGGUCAAUUCGGGUCAAGGGGGCAGUAGCAGACUACUGUGUGACAUUGUUCUGGCGUUCACUGACUCGUGUGUUGUGUGGUGGAUCUUUAUCAGCCUGGCUCAGACCAUGAAGCUCCUUCGCCUCCGAAGAAACGUGGUCAAGCUCUCCUUGUAUCGCCACUUUACCAACACCCUCAUAUUCGCCGUUAUUGCCUCAGUCAUUUUCAUUAUCUGGACGACAAAGACCUUCAAGUUUUCAAAGUGCCAGUCGGACUGGAAGGAGCUGUGGAUAGAAGAUGCCUUCUGGCGGUUCCUCUUCUCCACCAUCCUUCUGGUCAUCAUGUUCCUGUGGAGGCCUUCAGCCAACAACCAGAGAUAUGCCUUCAGCCCCCUAGUGGACGAUGAGAGUGACGACGAGGAAAAGGAACAGCUGAUGAAUGAUACAUUUGAGGGGGUGAAGAUGAGGGGUCUGAAGUCCGAGGCAAAUGGAACAGCCAAGCCCAACAAAGUGGAUGAGGAUCUGAAAUGGGUCGAAGAGAAUAUCCCCUCUUCAAUGUCAGAUGUUGCACUCCCACCUCUGCUGGACUCUGAUGAGGAGACCAUAACAACCAAAUUUGAGAUGUCCAAAAUGGAAUAGACGCAAGGGAGACGAUGCGUACUGCAGACAAGAGACAGUGCAGCACGUUGGACAACCUUACGUCUGUGUAUGAAGGAUAUUGUUAUCCCUUCCUUAUGAGCUUUGUAAGCAGCGGUUGUAAAUACGAUGGGAUAAACUAUGACGUAAUGAGCAGACUACUUUUCUUUCUUUUUUUGUAUGUCUUUUUAUUUAUAUUUUCAUGGAUAUGUUUUUUCAUUCUAGAUUAUUCACUACAAAUGGUAUCUUGCCUUUCACUGUUUACGUAGCUAAAGUGCAGAAUGUGAUUUAAAUGUGAUUUCUGCAAUGUUCUUUCUACAAUAUGCAGCACAAUCAUACACACUCCCUUACAACACUCCACACACACUCAUUCUUUUGAUCUCUCUCUGGCUGUCUGUCUGUUUCUCUCUUUUACACACACACACUGCACUACAGUCCCCGGUUCACCCCUUUUCUUUCAUUCUUCUACAAAAAAAUGGCCAUUAGUGACAUCUCACUGUUCUGUUUCCUCAUACAGCAGCCUUUUAGAGUGACCGUUAUCUAAGCGGGUGUAAUUCUCCAGACAUAGUCAACACACAGUGGACUUGCCUGAGGGCAGAGCAGCGUCACUGCAGGACUGUUUUAUUGUGUCUGUUCCCACUGAUAACAACCAACUCUGGUCAGCACAUCCAAUAAUGAUGGUGUUUUUCUUACAGCUGCAACUUUGUAUCAGUUGUUAUAUUGCCAAAAAUACCUUUUAAGUCAUUGUGAGCUUUUGUUUGUUAAUAAAUGAACCGCUAACUCGCAUACGAAAACAACAAUAUCA
This is a messenger RNA of Oncorhynchus masou masou (cherry salmon), 2668 nucleotides long. It is a transcript of the gene tmem87a, whose product is annotated as Transmembrane protein 87A-like. The record is from RefSeq and is a predicted model, not a curated record. The coding region runs from base 61 to 1866 and encodes 601 amino acids. Gene Ontology annotation, cellular component: Golgi apparatus; membrane. NCBI's taxonomy places the organism in Eukaryota, Metazoa, Chordata, Actinopteri, Salmoniformes, Salmonidae. The transcript is spliced from 21 exons. Gene Ontology annotation, biological process: retrograde transport, endosome to Golgi.